Messenger RNA from Portunus trituberculatus (swimming crab), 648 nucleotides. RefSeq names its product extensin-like. NCBI's taxonomy places the organism in Eukaryota, Metazoa, Arthropoda, Malacostraca, Decapoda, Portunidae. The transcript is spliced from 2 exons. Bases 1 to 648 code for a protein of 215 amino acids. The record is from RefSeq and is a predicted model, not a curated record.
AUGCACGGAGACCGCACCCCCCGCCCCACUCGCCCCGACCCUCCCUGCAGUGGCAGGAGGGCCAGGGCGGGGCACCAUGGAGGGGGAGACGAAGUGGUUUCAAAAGUAGUCAGUACCAUGAAGGGCUCAGGGGGUUGUGUCACACUUACCUCCUCAGCUUUCCUUCCCUGCUUGCCCCCCAUAACCCCCUGCUUGCCCCACAGUUCAACCCUUUACUCGCUCUCUCCACAGCCCCUCCCCCUCCUGGGUGCCCCACCACAUUCUCCCUCCUUGCAGACCCAUGACACACAUCCCAUGCCCCCUGCCCUCCGCCCACUUCCCACCUCCACCCCCACCCAUAUCCCACCUCCACCCACCUCUCCACUACCCACCUCAAUCCACCCACCACCCAAGUUAGGCUCCCUUGCCCAUUUGCUUAUUGUCCAAGGGCCCCCCAUCCCACCUUACCUCACCCAACCCCACCUCACCUCCACCCAUCCCCUGCCCCUCACUCCUGUGUGUUGCCCCAGUCCCCCUGGAAGGCCGGGUCACUGCUCCUCACAGUGGUCCACGGGCUCUUUCCUCGCCCCAGCGGCCCACCUGGCCUGCCUUGUGCCCAGUGUCCUGCCCCGGGAACCCUCCCUCGGGCCGCACACGGGGCACUUGUAG